AUGGUCAGGCGAUGCUGCUUUUUAUUGUGGUUGCCUACCAUUUAUGCUGGUGAUGUGGAGUGGAGCAACGGGGGAAAAACUAAAGCUAAGCCUAGCACGGCUGAGUUCAGUACGAUUGACGCGAAAGAGCUGAAACCAAUUUUUGAAGAUGGUUCAGUUCUCUUUCAGUCGCAUAACACGUUAGCCAAUGGUGUUAACAUCCCGAAGCAGUUGGGCACGUUAUUCCGUCAGUUUGAAAGGACGCGGAAUGAGUUGGGUCGUUACGCAUCGGUGGGAAUGGAUGCAUUGACGAGUCCGACUAUGGUGCCGGGUCAGCAGGGUCGUUUGCCUCGAUUGCGAGGCGAGUUGCUGUGCAAUCCGGAAUUGAUGGAUUGUGCAUCUGCAGGUGAUUUGGGCGCAGCAAUCGGUGAGCCAAUUUUGGAAGUAUUGCAUAAGAGCAACUUGUUCCGUUUGGGUGAUCAAUUAUUUAAGCAAUUGCAACAGGUUUACGAGCAUGCGACGAUGGGUAUUACGGACCCGUUAAUGGACACAUUGGAGUUGGAGCCGUUGGUGCAAACACUGGAGCACGUUUAUAAGACGAUCGGUAGCAAUAAUAUUGGGUUCCUUAAGCCGAAGGGACAGAACCCUUAUACUGAUACAUACCGAAACGCCGUCGAUCAAGUCCUCUUCAACUCAGCUGAACGACUUGGAUAUACCAAUCUCAAGGGUCAACAACUUCUAGACACCCUAGAGGACUACAUCACAUGUGGCGCCUGGCGUGACUGCGAUGGUGGCAAAGUUACCGGCAACGCCAAAUUGCGCAACCCGAAACCCUCAAGUCUCAUUGGCCAGAAUGCAGACACCGUCCGUGUCCUACAGCGAACUAGGGAACUACCUCUGACAGAAUAUCUGAUUCAUAUGUUCAAAAAGCAAAACGACCCGACAUCUCCUGUCAACUCUCUCGCUGUUGACACGAGCAUGCAGACUGCGGAUGACACCUUCCCUCCUAGUUCCAAUGCAACGGAUGAUAUCAUUAAGUCUCAAGAUCAGUCGCAAGAUCAGGCGCAAGAUC
Gregarina niphandrodes is the source of this 1051-nucleotide messenger RNA. RefSeq lists its product as hypothetical. The annotation marks the transcript as partial. Lineage: Eukaryota; Apicomplexa; Conoidasida; Eugregarinorida; Gregarinidae. The record is from RefSeq and is a predicted model, not a curated record. The transcript has 2 exons.